AUGAAAUAUCACGUUGCAAUACUUAAUUUUAUACCUUCAUUAACAAUUAAAGAUCGUAUGGUAUAUGCCUAUGUUGCGCUUGGUUAUACCUCAGAAAAUACUUUAUGCGUCAUUAUGAGCAAAAUCCACUCUGCAGGAUCAAGGAUUUACAUUGCAAAGGCAUCUAAUAAGGAAAUUACUGAAGCCGAUUGUACUGCGUUUGCUAUGUUUUUAGAGGAACUGAAAGAAGACUAUCAAAAUGCUAGUCCUCAAUUAUGCACUGCGCUAGACAAGUUUGCAGAGAUAUCGUUCAGCGAAAUCAAAAUCUAUUCCUCGGCUUACUUCCUAUCUCUAUGA
This is a messenger RNA of Paraglomus brasilianum, 336 nucleotides long. NCBI's taxonomy places the organism in Eukaryota, Fungi, Glomeromycota, Glomeromycetes, Paraglomerales, Paraglomeraceae. The record is from the annotation of a GenBank genome assembly.